GACAGCAAUGACUAAAUUGAAUUAUCUUUUUUAUACGAGUGGGUAUUGUUCUUUGUUUGUACAGUGCACAUAGUACCUUAGUGAACACAACAGAUUAUUAACUUUUUUUGAAUGAACGAGUGAGGGUUAAAAAAAACUUGAAACCGGAGGAUAUUAGCUCACAUUCCCUAACAUUGACCGAGAUUUAUUUAAGAUGAAGUGGAACACAUUGGGGCUUUGUAUUGCGUUUUAUAUCAUUGCUCCAUGUUUUUGCCAGAUAUUUAAAAAAAGCGCAAAACCCCUAUCUCCAGUUAUCUUUGUUCCAGGUGAUGGUGGCAACCAAAUGGAUGCACGGUUAAACAAACCAGACGUAGUUCAUUACAUCUGUGACCAGAAGACCGAUUAUUGGUUUAACAUUUGGCUAAAUCUCGAACUACUUGCUCCAUACGAAAUUUACUGCUGGAUUGAUAACAUUCUACUGAUCUACGACAAUGACACAAGGACGACACAAAAUUCACCUGGAGUUGAAACAAGAAUUCCCGGUUGGGGGGAUCCAGAAGUUGUUGAAUGGAUUGAUCCGAGUCAUGCUGGAUCCGGAGCCUAUUUUAAAGAUGUUGCGAAUGCAUUAGUCGCACAUGGCUAUGUGAGAAAUGUUUCAAUUCGGGGAGCUCCGUAUGAUUUUAGGAAGGCACCAAAUGAAAACAAGCAAUGGUUCGUAGAUUUAAAAGUCCUUGUCGAGCAAACUUACGAAACUAAUGGUAAAGUCCCUAUAACGUUCAUCGUUCAUAGUAUGGGCGCACCAAUGACCUUAGUAUUCCUUCAGAAACAAAACAGAACCUGGAAAAAUAGGUACAUAGCUCGGAUCAUUUCAUUGGCCGGUGCGUGGGCAGGCAGUGUAAAAGCAGUUAAAGUUUUUGCAAUAGGUGAUGACCUUGGCUCACAUAUGUUAAGAGCGAGUGUUAUGAGAGUGGAACAGAUAACAAGUCCAUCAUUGGCGUGGCUAUUACCGUCACCUCAUUUCUGGAAACCAGACGAAGUUUUAGUUCAAACGAAAAGUAGAGUUUACACAAUAGCGCAACUGGAAGAUUUCUUCAUAGAUCUCGCUUAUCCCAAUGGCUACGAAAUGAGGAAAGAUACAAUGAAAUAUACCGAUUUCACUGCACCUGGUGUUGAAGUACAUUGUUUGUUUGGUUCAGGAAUUCCUACUGUUGAGAAGCUGAAUUACACCAAAUCUGGCGACUUGAGCUCAAAACCAACUUUAAUAAAUGGUGAUGGUGAUGGGACAGUAAAUCUCAGAUCUUUGCAAGCAUGUGCUCGCUGGAUUGGCGCGAAGGAACAAUUAAGCAAAAACAUAUCCACGCUAUCACUGCCAGGGGUUGACCAUUUGGGUAUUUUGGGGGAACAAAGUGUAGUUCAAUACAUCUUAGGAGUACUGACUACGUGAUGGAUAUUUGAAUCUUUAGUAGUUACAGUGUAAAACAGGAACUUUAAAUCUUUUGAAAAUAAUGAAAUCAGACGAAAAACUGGGCGUGGCUUUGUUUUUUAAAAACUCAAAAUUUUCUGUCAGCUUCACCACAACCGUCUUUAAGUUAAACUUGCAAGGA
Bradysia coprophila is the source of this 1583-nucleotide messenger RNA. Its product is annotated as lysosomal phospholipase A and acyltransferase-like. Lineage: Eukaryota; Metazoa; Arthropoda; Insecta; Diptera; Sciaridae. Gene Ontology annotation, biological process: lipid metabolic process. The record is from RefSeq and is a predicted model, not a curated record.